AUGCAUUUUUUUCAUCCUUAUAAAUGGAAACCAACACCUGAAUUAAUACAUGGUGUCUUAAUCAAAUCAUUUCUACCAUUAAAAAAGCACUUAGAAUUAUCUACCCUGAGUGAUAACUAUUCUAAUCUUUACCCUGGUGAUGAAGUAUAUGUUUUCGAGCAAACUAAUGAUGGAAAGUGGUGUAGAGCAUACCUGUGCUGUAUACCAUUACCAGAAGAAUACGUAUCCAAUUUACCAUCACUCUCGACUGAAUUACCUGAUAUCAAAUCCAAAACUGUCAUAUUUCCUACCAAAUAUGCAUAUUUAGAUUUUAAUGAAAAAAUCGCACUUGUUGACUUCUUAAAAUUUCCUGAGACGACUGAUCUAUAUAAAGUGUUUGAUGAGAAUUUAGAAUCUCAGUCCUUUCACGAGAUAAUUAAAGCCAAUUCUAUCAAUAACAGUGAAAAUGAUUUAAGGACAAAAAAACCACCUAAACCCUCUUUUCCAUAUUUUAGAUUUCAAAAUAGAGAGCUUUCAGAAGAAAUUGCAUCAGUUCUAGCUGUUUUAUCUUCACACAUUUAUACUAUGUAUUCGGCACAUGAUUUUCCAAUAUAUGAAAAAAUUACACAAUUAUAUUAUCAACUAGAUACUAUUAGAUUGUUUUUAACUUAUAAACUAACGACUGAAUCUGAACGUAUUACAAUUAUAAGGUCAGCAUGUUCAUUUUUGGUUAAAAUUUCAAAAUUUCUAGCUUCCAAGGAUAAACAAUAUUCAGUACAAAAUUAUAAUAUAGCUCAGGUCUCAAAUGCUGGGGGUAUAAACAUACCAAAUCAUCAUUCUACAGAUCCGUUAGGCUUUGAAGGUAUAUUUGCCCGUAAUAUUUAUUCUGGUGAAUUACCUUAUUUUAACUCCACAAGCUUAAAGACAUUUGUUGCAUGCACUAUGCUGUCGGGAUUAUUAAAUAACUUCCCAGUUCUGAAUUAUAAAGCGUUAGGCCUUGAGUCUCGUCAACCUUUAAGUGAGGAAUUCUCGCAAUCUCAUAUUUUAAUUGAUAUUAAAGGCAUAACGGGUGAUUCUUCAUUAAAUAUUUCAGAAAACAGCGACAUAAUUGCCUUACUAUAUCUAAGGAGCAGAAAAGAAAUAUUAACGGAACCAUUUUCAACCUGUAUUCAAAGGGGUACAACUUCAGAUUUAUCCAAUAUCUCAGCAGCAUUCUUUAGAAACUUACCUGAAACAAAAAUUGAUAAAGGUAGAAUAUUUUUGGUUGUGCGCCUUAUAGAAGAGGUACCGAUUAAUACUACUAAACCUAGUACACCAGUUGGAAAGAAAAGUAACACAGCUAUGGAUACUCCAGGAUCCACAAUAUCUACAUUAAAAAGAGGUAUGGCUGCUGGUGUUAUCGAUAUCUCCCGUGUCUUUUCUGGCAAUAAAAACUCUUUAAUGACUAGUACACCUUACACAUUUCAAUUACAUCUUUUCUGCUCCAUAUUUGAAACUAGAACGAAUAUUAGAAAUGUCGAAGAUGAAUCCUCGUCAAAUGGAGGAUGGGGUGAAUUAAUAGAUCGAAUUCUAAGUGACUCAAGUGAUGGCAUUGCUAUAAAUCCCACGGCUACAAUGCUAUCAGUUAGUGUAAAGGAGUUAAAAGGUAUCGCACAACCUCAAAGUAUACUAAAUUCAUCUACAAUAGCAAUACAGCAUAUUCCUCCUUACUUUUACGACACACUCUCUGAUCCAAUUGAACGAAUCUAUUUACACUUAGGGAAAGUAACUUUAUGUAACCCCAAUAAAGAUAUUAAGAAUAUAACGAUCGAAGUGUCAAGUAGAAAUCCAUCAGUUUUGUUUAAUAUAAGUAUAAAUUCAGUAGAACAACGCAACUGGCAAUUUGUUUGUGUACAGUCAGGAGAAAAUAUUGGUGGGUUGAUUAGAAUAGUAGGAUUAGAAAAUAUGGAGAGUGAUGAGAAGCUAAAGAUUGCAGUAUAUUUAAACGGAUAUUUAAUGGGUAAGUCAUUUAUAUACCUAAAAAAGGGAGGCAUAAUUCAAGAAUACAAGAAAUCUACAGUAUUUCAAUUAAAUUCAUUAAAAAAACAGCCUUUAGUUGAUUUAAACCUAUCCACUGAAUAUCUGGGGAACAAAUUUAAUAUUUCAGCUUCAAUUCAACGCUUGUUUGAUUUACAAGUUUCUGACGAGACUAAAUUUUUACAUCAUUGCAUUACUGUUUCUGAAGACAUGAGAACAAUACCAGUUUCUCAACUUGUUAAACAUUUUAAUUCAAUUAUAUCGAAAUUACUAGAAUUAUAUCAUGAAGUAUCUGGUAAUCAUCAUAAUUCUACUGAGGCCAAAGAUAAAAUUUUUGAAAUUAUAGUUAACUUUAUUGAUGUAAUGCUUUCUGAAGACUCCCAUUGCAAACAUCUUUUCAAGGACUACUUUGAGUAUUAUUCCCUGGAAUCUACACUACCCCAAGUUGGACCAAAAAUAGUAAGAAAUAUGGUUCAAGUAGUAGAUCAAUACCCAGAGCAGCGGGAUAAAACUGGUAGGGCAAUAUGCAGAUCGUCUCUUUAUCUUCUUGGAAUAUCUAUUGUUACAUCGAAGAAUUGCAGGAAGGAGUGGAGACGUGAAAUUCGGUCUUUGUUUAAAUCUAUAACUAAGUUUUUUAGUUCAAGCGAAGAGCAUAUUAUGAGAGAUCAACUUAUAAUAGUCAAACUCUAUUAUUUGCUAAUCGAAACUUUAAUGCCAUACUUUAAAUCAAAGGAGCUAAUAGGGUUUACAUAUGAUCUAUUCUCUACUUCACACGCACGUGAAAUUGAAAUGUUUAAACGCUCAUAUGGAAAACUUUCUCUUGGUCAAGAAAAAUAUCUGAAUUGUAAGCUAUCCCUUAUGAAACAAUUCAUUUCACAUGAAGAAAUUAGUAAAUACCUCUUUAAAACUGGACUAGAAGAUGAAAUUCGUUUAAAAUUCAUAUCUAAUUGUAUUAACUGGCUUCUAGAAGUAUAUCUCUUCCAAUCAAAGCAACCAUCAUUUAUUUCUUCUAUUCGUCUUGCUAAUAGUGUAAUCAUUACACUAUUUGAAAAUAUUGAAGAUAUUAAGGUGGCAAGAAAUAUCAUAAGGCUUGCCCCAAUUUUUACUCGUAUUUUUAUUAUGGUUCGAAAACUUUGUAAACGUGCAGAUCUUUUCAAACCUCGAAGAACAUUUUCAAGAAUAUUUCCAGAUGAAGUCCCUUGCAGUGUUCUACCCAUGGAUUCAAUUGUAAGCGCAGAGGUAGUAGUAGAAGUAUUAUUGGAACUGGCUACAAUUUUGUGUGCUAUUUCUAAAAUUGCAGAAUUUCACUAUGGUUCUGAACCUUCUUUAGGUGAUAUUAUAUCUGAAAGCGUGUCGGAUCUACACUUUCAAUCUGUUUUUUAUUUGAACAAAAUAACUAAAGAUGAUCUACUAAAACUAAUACAAGCAAUAAAAUUAGUGUUUAGAGGAGAUUUUUACUCCUCUAAUAAAUGGCUAAGUGUGUCUGCUAUGUUUACCAGAUGCUGUACUAUUUUACUAGGUCUCUUCAAGAACUUUUUAAUUUUUUCUUAUCAGCCUACAUAUAACUCUAGUAUCCAAGACUUUGAUUUCUCAAUAUGGAAAGAAUAUUUUAAAGCACUAUUAUUGCUGAUUAAUCAAAAAUCCUCCUUUGUUGUAAAAUUGACAGUUAUUCCAAGAAAGGCUGUUUUCAGAAUACUAGGAGAUACAAUGACGCAACUGGGGAAACUGGUAAACGAUUGUUGGGAUGCUCUGGCUGAAUAUGACUAUAAUAGUACAAAUGCGAGAAAAUACGGUCUUGGAUAUUUGAGUUCUUAUCAGUUAUUUCUAUUUGCAAAUAAUGGUGCUUUGGUCCGCGCUAUAUUAAUAUCUGCUUUUCAUAGGCACGUAUAUCUAAACACCGUGAGCACAAAGAUUAUUUGGAGUACACUUCUGAAUUUAUGGGGUGAAUAUCACUCACUACAGCCAGCUCGUGAAUUAAUACACCCUGAGAUAUACAACAGUUAUAAAAUCAAUGCCUUAUAUAUAGAUGAUAAAUCAAUUGAUAGGUUCUUUAAAUAUAUCUCAUUUUUCUUACAUUGUCCUAAUACUGAUGAAAUAUGUGAGCCAUUAACCGAAUUCAUGAAAGAUUCAUUCGCCUUCUUUAAGGUAAUAUCAGAUUGUUAUAAAAUACCCCCAGAAGAAGAAUUUGAAAAUGAUAGGACUGCUUUACAGAUUGAAAUGUUUGGUUUCUUGCUGAAUGCUAACCGACCAGAAUUAUUUCAUCAAAUGAUUAAUGACUUGUUCUUACAUUUCAUUGAGAGGAAAGAUUAUACACAGGCGGCUUUGAGUAUAGAAUUGCUAGCUAAUACAUAUGCAUGGAAUCCAAAUGAUCUGCUUCCUCCAAUUCCUUAUCCAUCUUUACCAGAACAAUCUUCUUUUGAAAGAAAAGAAUACCUAUACAAAGAAGCUGCGAAGAAUUUUAGGAAAGGAUCGAAACUUGAAAAAGCUCUAUCAAUUCAUAAGGAUCUGAUAACCGCAUAUGAUCAAAUUAAUUAUGAUCUAGGCGGUUUGGCAUAUGUUCAUGGCCAGAUUGCAGAACUGUAUACAGAUUUGCAAAUAGUAGAUAGAAUUGUACCAACUUACUUCAAAGUUUCAUUUAUGGGAUUUGGAUUUCCAAAUAAUAUUAGAAAUAAGACUUUUAUUUUUGAAGGAUUACCAUUUGAACAUAUAUCUUCUAUGCAUAAUAGAUUACUUCGUGUCUAUCAUGGCUCUUCAAUUGUUCAAUCUCAAGAAAAAGCAAAUGAUCUAUUAAUGAAGUCCCCAUUGGGCAAAUUCAUAUAUAUUCAAACAGUAGAGCCAAGAUUACAGAUAUCCGAUGAAUAUACCAUUAGUGAUAAAAAUAGCUCAUUGAAUAACAAAAUUAGAAUGUAUAUUGAAAAUAGAGAAUUGAGAACAUUUACAAAUUCACGAAGGUUACCAGGUGGUACUAAUGUGACAGAUAUUUGGACUGAGGAAUAUACUUAUUCAACUGUUUCCACUUUCCCCACUAUUAUGAAUAGAUCGGAAGUUCAUCAAAUAUCUGUUCGCAAAAUGUCGCCACUAGAAAAUGCUACAAGAACGUUACAAUUAAAAAUUCAAGAUUUAAACGGUUUAGAAAAUAUGUGCCAUAAAAUACUUAAAGAAAACGGAGAUUUUUCUAAUGUGUUUAGUGAGUUGUCACGAGAUAUAUCUGGUACUAUCGAUGCUCCUGUAAAUGGUGGUAUUCUGCAAUACCGCGAGUUUUUAAAAGACGGAAAUGGAUAUAAGUUGGAUAAAAAUUCAUUAAAUAUCUUGUUGCGUAGUUUUGAUGAACUAGCAUUAGUAUUAAGCCGCUGUUUAUUGUUACAUAUUCGAAUGUUGCCAUCAGAUGAUCUUAUAGAAUCACAUAAGAUGCUUGUUCAAAUGUUUUCUCAAAAUUUCGAAGGCGAAAUUAUUAAAAAUGAUAUCGAUCUUGACAUUCUGUUGGUGAAUCCAGUAUCCACAUCUAUAACAGCUAUAAGUUCCACAGCAAGUAUCGUUGGAUUGAACUCUUCUAAUGUGAUGAAUGGAUCUGGAACAGGAUCUAAUAUGGGUAAUCAUGGCCGUCUUUCUAAAGUAAAUUCUUCAGAUUCAUUGCAAGAUCUUCUGUCAGCUACAAAUAGUUUAUAUCGGUGA
Molecule: messenger RNA, 5667 nt
Organism: Henningerozyma blattae CBS 6284
Lineage: Eukaryota; Fungi; Ascomycota; Saccharomycetes; Saccharomycetales; Saccharomycetaceae
Gene: DCK1
Product: guanine nucleotide exchange factor DCK1
Exons: 1
Coding region: 1-5667 (1888 amino acids)
Biological process (GO): small GTPase-mediated signal transduction
Cellular component (GO): cytoplasm; plasma membrane
Molecular function (GO): small GTPase binding; guanyl-nucleotide exchange factor activity
Source: RefSeq, a predicted model, not a curated record